Molecule: messenger RNA, 942 nt
Organism: Lethenteron reissneri (Far Eastern brook lamprey)
Lineage: Eukaryota; Metazoa; Chordata; Hyperoartia; Petromyzontiformes; Petromyzontidae
Product: P2Y purinoceptor 8-like
Biological process (GO): positive regulation of Rho protein signal transduction; phospholipase C-activating G protein-coupled receptor signaling pathway
Cellular component (GO): plasma membrane
Molecular function (GO): G protein-coupled receptor activity
Source: RefSeq, a predicted model, not a curated record
AUGGAGACCACUGACUUGCUUGAGUAUUUGGUGAUUCCGACACUAUACACCAUUGUGGUCAUUCUGGGCCUUCCCCUGAACCUCCUGUCCAUGUGGAUUCUCAGCAAAAAGAGGAAGAACUCCAUGUCCAUCUACAUGAUAAACCUCACAACUGCAGAACUGCUCUUUCUCUUCUGUCUCCCUAUGAAAAUCGGCUACCACUUCAAUAAGAAGCGCUGGACACUGCCCGAGUUCAUGUGCCACCUAUACGUCAUUCUGUUCUUCACCAACAUUUACACGACCCCCAUGCUGCUCGCAGCCAUCAGCGUCGACCGCUACAUGGCGAUCGUGCACCCACUCAAGGACUCGGCAUGGCGGAAGGCAAAGACUGCAUCGCGCGCCUGUGUCCUGGUGUGGAUUCUGACGACCAUUCACAUUAUGCCGCUGAACGCUGUGACCAUGCUCAAUUACGUCAACGAGACGAAUGGCAGCCAGCAGAUGCGGGCGAUGUGCUAUGAGAAGUUCUCAGAGGACGACCUUCAGUACCUGACGACGUAUCGGCUCUAUUUGUUCUUCUCGCUCUUCGUCACUUCACUGGCCAUAACGUUGUUCUCCUACGCAAACGUCCUGAAGGCUCUGAUUGCAGGCAGAGAGCAGAGGUCAACAGCAAACCGGAUGAAAAAGAACCGGGCUGCGAAAAUGACUCUUGUGGGCCUCAUAAUUUACAUCGUGUGCCUCACUCCGUACAACUCCACACACAUUAUAGGGUUCAUACAAAGCAGAACUAAUGGGUUCUACUGGCAAAGCCUCUCGCUGAUGCGUGAUAUCGGUUUUUGCCUCAGCGCACUGAACACUCUCUUUGAUCCGCUUAUCGUCUAUAUUGCAUCGUCCACAUUCCGCCAUUCCCUUAAAAGAAUGUUCAGAAGAUUGCCACCAAACAAAGUAUCGAUAAUAAUGACGUAA